Molecule: messenger RNA, 354 nt
Organism: Seminavis robusta
Lineage: Eukaryota; Bacillariophyta; Bacillariophyceae; Naviculales; Naviculaceae
Source: the annotation of a GenBank genome assembly
AUGAUCUUCUCUGUCUUGUCGCCGCUCGCUGCUGGUCUGGCCAAAAAGUCUACCAGUGCUACCGUUGUUCGUGCUGGGCUCAGUACAAAGGCUGCCCAAGUCGAUCCCACCAAGAUCCAUUUGUACAAGAGCAACCAUGAUGAACGAGAAACGUGGCAUCACACUCCCUUUGCGGAACGAGAAGCUCCCAAGGCUAAACCCCAACCAAAAGCGAAAGCUGCAAUGGGAGAGAAGCAGGCGCCUUACUACAGAAAGUUCAUGAGAGGCACAUCCGGCAACAAGCAUGCUCCUGAGAGUGAAGGCAUGGGAAUGCACGGAACGAGCCAAGGUGGAGGCAAGAUCACUUCCUUGUAA